CCUCCCCUUUCCCAUCCACUGGCUGAGGCAGGGAUCCGGGGGCGGGUGUGGGGGCGGCCUGAACCUGCUCCUCUGGGGGAGCAGAUGUGGCUCGGGCUCCCAGGCAGCCGGGGAAGAACAUCUGGUUCGGCUUGAUGGGCGCCAGCUCCCUGUCGGAAGAUUACCGCCUGUGCUUGGAGCGGGAGCGGCGGAGGGGCGGCUCGGGCGUCUGUGCAGACCCCAUCCUGCGGGCCGUGCUCUGGCAGAUCCUCGUGGAGGACUUCGACCUGCACGGGCUGCUCCAGGACGAUGCCCUGGCCCUCUUCACCGAUGGGCUGUGGGGCCGAAGUGACCUGGCCCCUGCCCUUCGCAACCUGGCCCGGGCGUUCGAGCUUCUGGAGCUAGCUGCUGUCCACCUCUACCUCUUCCCUUGGAGGAAGGAGUUCACCACCAUCAAGACCUUUUCCGGGGGCUAUGUCCACUUCCUGAAGGGUGUGCUCUCAGAGGACCUCAUCACCAAGUGCUUCCAGAAGAUGGGCUACACCAGGAGAGAUGAACACCACCUGGUCGUGGCCACCCCCCCACCAGGCUAUGAGCUGAUUCAGGUAGCUCUAGGCUGCUUUGCUCUGAGAUUGGAGUGUGAGAUUUUAGGGGAGAUCCUGACCAAGCUGGGAACCAGCCUACUGUCUUCAGAGGAACUGAUUGAGGAGCGGAGAGCCAGCGGCGAUGUGGACACGUGUGUGGACAGGCUGAGGCGGCGGCUGGCGGGAGGCGGAGAGCCGCCCACGAGGCCACUGGUCGGUUACUCUGCCGGCAUUGAUCUGUACAGUGACAUGCUGGAAGAAAGUCCUGAGGAUGAUUCCUUGUAUGGUGAGCCCCUCGCUGGGCCAGAGUCUCCCUCCCCAGAGCUAGCCUAUCAACCCCCUAUCUGGGAACAGAGUGCCAAACUGUGGGGCACUGGCCACGUGGCCUCCAGUGCCAGGGAGCUUCGGGACAAUGGCAGCAGUUGGGAGCCUUCCACUGUGGAGGAGCCCAUUGAGGAGAGCCUGUCCUACCAGGCCUUGGAAGAGCCCACAGAAGAGAGAACCACCUUCUCCUUCAUUGCCUUGCGCCGGGAGCUGACUCCAGAAGUUGCUGGGAGCAAGAGCCCCAGCCGUUCCCCCCGGCACGUCAGGGCCAGUGGGCAUCUCGAGGCUGCUGAAGGGGCCCUUGCUUCUCCCUCUGCAUCUGGUGGGGAGCCCCAGCGCUACCAGCUUCAUGGUUGCCUGCCAGUGGGCACUCUGCCCGCCUACUGCUGUGAUACAUGCUGCCAGCUCCAUGCCAGCCACUGCCAGGCUGUCUAUAGCUGCCGCCUGGGCCACACGCUGCACGAGCUACAGAGUGAGAAGCAGCGACGUCUCUGGCUACAGAGGACCCAGCUGGACUCCCUGCUUUAUGAGAGUCCCCCCAGAGCCCGGCCCUAAGAUAUGCACUCCCCCAAAUUGUACGGCUGUCCCCCCUCUUCCUCCAAGGAGACCGGCUUCUCUCCUGGUCGAUGGAGGGGAUGGGACCCCUCCAGCUCAGUAGGAAAGGAAGGAGUCUGUAAUCCUGCUCCCCAACCCAUUCAGCCCCUUAGGAGACCUGGGUUCUAGCACCUUCUGCCCCCAACUAAUUGUGCGAGCUUCGUUAAGUCAUCCCUAUUUGUCAUUGAGGAAACUUGGGCCUGGGAGGACUGACAACAACCUUAUCAACCUCAUGAUAGAUUUGAUUUGUUUUUGUUUUUGUUCUUUCGGGGCAAUGAGGGUUAAGUGACUUGCCCAGGGUCACACAGCUAGUUAAGUGUCAAGUGUCUGAGGCUGGAUUUGAACUCAGGUCCUCCUGAAUCCAAGGCCAGUGCUUUAUCCACUGCGCCACCUAGCUGCCCUGCUUAUGAUAGAUUUGGAAAAAGCUUAAAGUGUUAGAACAAUGUCAGCUGGAAGUACCCGCAAAGGAAUUCCUGCCUCUUGGAAACGGGGAGGCAAAGUAAGUCUUUAGCAAGGCAAGGAGAAAGCCCGCUGGGUUAUCUAUAAAACCAGCUUCCCUCUCCCUAUCUCCUCCAGCAUCUAGGUGUGAGGCAGGGAUGAGGACAGUCUUCUGGGCAUGGAGCUGGGGCUGGCCUGCCCUUCUGUCCUGCCCAGGUGACUCCAGAGGAAACAUUACUUUCCCACAAGACCCUUCUGACCCGCAGGGUUGUGCCCGUGGAGGAAGGGCCUGGGCACAGCUGGACCUGUCCUGUGUAGGUGGCUGUCUGUAUUAAAGUGUGUGAGGCAACGGAG
Molecule: messenger RNA, 2273 nt
Organism: Dromiciops gliroides (monito del monte)
Lineage: Eukaryota; Metazoa; Chordata; Mammalia; Microbiotheria; Microbiotheriidae
Gene: SPATA2L
Product: spermatogenesis associated 2 like
Exons: 3
Coding region: 135-1442 (435 amino acids)
Cellular component (GO): cytoplasm
Source: RefSeq, a predicted model, not a curated record